Molecule: messenger RNA, 1062 nt
Organism: Paramecium tetraurelia
Lineage: Eukaryota; Ciliophora; Oligohymenophorea; Peniculida; Parameciidae
Exons: 4
Molecular function (GO): phospholipid binding
Source: RefSeq, a predicted model, not a curated record
AUGUUCAACAUGUUUUUUAAAUAAUAAACUGAAUUCGAGAAAGCCUUAUCAAAUAGCUCUAUUUUGAAUAAUAAACCCUCAUUGAGUAUUGCAGACUUGAAACAUCUGAUUUAAGGUUUCCCUUAACAGUCUUAAUCAAUGUGUCGAACUCCUUAAUCAAUAAAGAAAACUUUUUAAACAUUUUUUUAAGCCCUACCGGAAAAGACUUCCUUUCGAGUAAAACUGAAAGUUUUAGCCACUUGCCAUGUCCUUUUAGAAGAUGGUAUACACGGAUAGUAAUUUUCUGAAUCCCUUCUAAGUUGGAAUGGAUUUCGGAUUAAGUAAAAUAAUAUAAGCAACAUAGGAUUUAGAGAUAAAAAUCAAGAUCAGGAGAAAUUCGUUUAAAUGUAUUAGGAAAUGCUAAAAAGAUUCGCGUAUGGAUUUGAUUUACUGAGGAUAGCAAAAUCGCAGUAAAUAAAUUCUUCAAAUACUACUAUUGAUUGCACCUAUUAUUACAAGGCUAUUAAUUUAUUAAACCAUAUUUUCAGUUAUUCGUAGUUUAUUAAAUAUGUGUUUGAGACAGUCUAAGAGUUGAUUGUUGGCGAGAUAUUACUAUUAAUUUGGAAUGAUGUUAUAGCAACAUAUUUAUUUAUUGAAAAAAUCAUAUUUCAAUUCCUUGUAGAUUAUUAAAUCAUCUAAGCAUCAAUAUUCUUUUAAUUAAAUGGCCUUAUUCCAGAAUUUAUUAGAUUAACAUCUUAAAUAUAAAAGUUUUAUGAAUCAAAUUAAAAUUUCUUGAAUUUAAAAUAAUUUAAGGCGCCUGCAUGGAAAAUAAUUGAUUAAAAACUGUUGUAGGAUUUAGAAAAAUAGAAUCAAACAUUAAAACUUUAAAAUGCCAAAGAUAGGUUGACUAAAAAAUAAAGUUCAAAAGCAUCUUCCUUAAGUACACUUUACUCUACCCCUUAACAUCAAACGGCAAAGUCAUUUUUAUUUGGAAACACUACUUUUGGUUAUAUUAAAAGAUUAUCAACACUUAAUGAUCCUUUUGAUGAUAUUGAAGAGAUGACAUAAGGUUUUAAGAUUUGA